Messenger RNA from Poecile atricapillus (Black-capped chickadee), 1464 nucleotides. It is a transcript of the gene STK32B, whose product is annotated as serine/threonine kinase 32B. Gene Ontology annotation, biological process: protein phosphorylation; G protein-coupled receptor signaling pathway; regulation of signal transduction. The coding region runs from base 196 to 1464 and encodes 422 amino acids. The transcript is spliced from 12 exons. Gene Ontology annotation, molecular function: G protein-coupled receptor binding; ATP binding; G protein-coupled receptor kinase activity. The record is from RefSeq and is a predicted model, not a curated record. Lineage: Eukaryota; Metazoa; Chordata; Aves; Passeriformes; Paridae.
CGAUGAGAGAAGGGCCAAGUCGGUGCGCGCCAGCCAGCAGCGGUCUCUGCCAGGGGCAGACGGAUCGCUUCCAUGUCGCAGGGUGACUGCUAGCCCUGCGGAGGCUCCCCCGGCCGGGCCGGGCCGGGCGGGGCAGGCGGCGGGCGGGCAGCUGCCCCGUUGCCGGGGUGCCCCGCGGGAUGCUGGCGGCGGGGGAUGCGGAGCCGGCCGCGGACUAACAUGGGGGGCGGCCACUCCCACAGGGCGCCCGUCUUCGACGAGAACGAGGACGUUAACUUUGACCACUUUCAAAUAUUGCGGGCUAUUGGGAAAGGGAGUUUUGGAAAGGUGUGCAUUGUACAGAAGAGAGACACCAAGAAAAUGUAUGCCAUGAAGUAUAUGAAUAAACAGAAGUGCAUUGAGAGAGAUGAAGUUCGCAAUGUUUUCCGGGAGCUGCAGAUAAUGCAAGGCCUGGAACAUCCCUUCCUAGUCAAUCUGUGGUAUUCCUUCCAAGAUGAAGAAGACAUGUUCAUGGUGGUUGAUCUCUUACUCGGCGGUGACCUGCGUUACCACUUGCAGCAGAACGUUCACUUUAAUGAAGGAACUGUUAAACUGUACAUUUGUGAGCUGGCUCUUUCCUUGGAUUAUUUGCAGAGAUACCACAUCAUUCACAGGGACAUCAAACCUGACAACAUACUACUGGAUGAACAUGGACAUGUUCAUAUCACUGACUUCAAUGUAGCAACCAUAGUGAAAGGCUCAGAAAAAGCUUCUUCUAUGGCUGGCACAAAACCCUAUAUGGCUCCAGAAGUGUUCCAGGCUUUUAUGGAUGGAGGUCCAGGAUACUCGUACCCAGUAGACUGGUGGUCAUUAGGAAUUACAGCAUAUGAAUUACUGAGGGGUUGGAGGCCCUAUGAAAUUCACUCAGCCACCCCCAUUGAUGAGAUACUCAACAUGUUCAAGAUUGAAAGAGUUCACUACUCAUCCACAUGGUGCAAGGGCAUGAUAGCACUACUGAAAAAGCUCCUCACUAAGGAUCCAGAGUGCCGCCUUUCAAGCCUUGCAGACAUCCAAAAUUCUCCAUACCUAGCUGAUGUCAACUGGGAUGCUGUUCUAGAGAAAGCUGUGACCCCAGGCUUUGUUCCUAACAAAGGAAGACUGAACUGUGAUCCCACAUUUGAACUUGAAGAAAUGAUUUUAGAGUCCAAGCCUCUCCAUAAAAAGAAAAAGCGACUUGCCAAAAACAAAUCCAAAGACAGAGCUAAGGAAACCUGCCCACUGAACGUACACCUGCAGCAGUGCUUGGAAACCGUUAGGAAAGAAUUCAUCAUAUUCAACAGAGAGAAAUUAAGAAGACAGCAGGAUCAAAGUGGCCAGACCUCCAGCAUUGACAGCAGAGCAUCUCUUCAGAGCCACGAGAAGCUCCAAGACGGGAGGAACAACAAUUUGCUGGGACACGGCUGCACCAGAGGCUGCAGCAGUUAG